Molecule: messenger RNA, 1947 nt
Organism: Nicotiana tabacum (common tobacco)
Lineage: Eukaryota; Viridiplantae; Streptophyta; Magnoliopsida; Solanales; Solanaceae
Product: laccase-11-like
Biological process (GO): lignin catabolic process
Cellular component (GO): apoplast
Molecular function (GO): hydroquinone:oxygen oxidoreductase activity; copper ion binding
Source: RefSeq, a predicted model, not a curated record
UCCAUUCAGGCAGUUGUUUUAGAGUUUCUAGCCAAUGGCAAACCAAACAAGUUUCUUUCCACUUCUAGGCUUCAUUGUCUUUGCAUUUCUUUGGCUUAAUUGUCUACCUGCUGAGGCUGCCAUAAAGAAGUACCAAUUCGACAUUCAAGUGGCAAAUGUGAGCAGAUUGUGCCAUGCAAAGCCAAUAGUAACAGUUAAUGGGAGAUUUCCAGGGCCAACCAUUUAUAUUAGAGAAGGAGAUAGAGUUCAAAUCAAUGUUAUAAACCAUGCACAAUAUAAUAUUUCCAUCCACUGGCACGGAUUGAAACAAUAUCGUAAUGGUUGGGCAGAUGGACCGGCUUACAUAACUCAGUGCCCUAUCAAGACAGGAAAUAGUUAUGUGUAUGACUUCAAUGUAACAGGACAAAGAGGUACCUUGUGGUGGCAUGCUCAUAUUCUUUGGCUAAGGGCAACAGUAUAUGGGGCAAUUGUGAUACUGCCACAACAAGGAACUCCCUUCCCUUUCCCUCAACCAGAUAGGGAAGAAGUAAUUGUGCUAGGAGAAUGGUGGAAUGCAGAUGUUGAACAAGUGGAGAAUCAAGGAAAUGCAUUAGGUUUGCCUCCUAAUAUGUCUGAUGCUCAUACAAUCAAUGGAAAGCCAGGGCCACUUUUUCCAUGUUCUGAGAAAUAUACCUACGCCAUGGAAGUUGAAAAAGGAAAGACUUACCUGUUGAGAAUUAUCAACGCUGCUCUCAAUGAUGAGCUCUUUUUUAGCGUUGCAAAUCAUACCUUAACAGUGGUGGAAAUCGAUGCAGUCUACACAAAACCGUUUUCCACAAAUGCCAUUUUAAUAGCACCAGGACAGACAACAAAUGUUUUGGUCCGCGCCAACCAAAUUCCAGGAAGAUAUUUCAUGGCCGCCAGGCCUUUUAUGGAUGCUCCAAUCUCCGUAGACAACAAGACCGCCACUGCUAUUUUCCAAUACAAGGGCGUCUCAGAAACCGUUAUCCCCAAACUUCCUGACUUGCCUGCUCCUAAUGACACAGAAUUUGCAUUGAGCUAUGACAACAAGCUCAGGAGCCUAAAUUCUCCAAAGUAUCCAGCAAAUGUUCCACUAAAAGUUGAUCGAAAUCUCUUCUACACCAUUGGCCUAGGAAUCAAUGCUUGUCCCACUUGUUUAAAUGGAACUCGGUUAACUGCUUCUCUAAACAACAUCUCCUUUGUCAUGCCACAAACUGCACUUCUUCAAGCUCAUUACUUCAAUAUUAAGGGUGUGUACACUACUGAUUUUCCCGACAAGCCACCAACUCCUUUCAAUUACACGGGGGCUCCUCUUACAGCCAACCUCAAGACAACUCAAGGCACAAGACUUAGUAAAAUUGUCUUCAAUUCUACUGUUGAGUUAGUAAUCCAAGAUACCAACUUGUUAACUGUAGAAUCACAUCCUUUCCAUCUCCAUGGUUACAACUUCUUUGUCGUUGGAACUGGCAUUGGAAACUUUGACCCCAAAAAAGAUCCAGCAAAAUACAACUUGAUUGAUCCUCCUGAGAGAAAUACUGUAGGUGUUCCAACUGGUGGUUGGACUGCUAUCCGGUUCAGAGCUGAUAAUCCAGGGGUUUGGUUUUUCCACUGUCAUUUGGAGUUGCACACUGGCUGGGGACUUAAAACAGCAUUUGUGGUGGAAGAUGGACCAGGAUCAGAUCAUAAUAUUCUGCCUCCACCGAAGGAUCUUCCACAAUGCUAAUUUAACAACGCUUUCUUCAUUUGCAUAUUGAUUUCAUUUCACGUUUACAGUUUGCUUUUAUCCCUCAUAAUGCAACAAAUGAGUGAGGCAUGCACAUUUGAGAUUUGUUUAGGAAAUGUCCUAACCAAGAAAGGGAAUUUCUGUCACGUAAUUAAAGUGUAUUCGUUUGAAGCAAGGGUUGUAACAAUUGUUUUCAUUGAACUUGCCUGCUUUCUUUUAUCAUC